UCAACCAAUGGGAAAAAAAUAUUCUCCUGUAUAUAUAUCCAUAUAAGAUAUUAUUAGAUUCAUAUAAGAGAUAUAGUAGAUUGUUAUGAUACAAAUUCAAGAAAGCUAUAGUAAUCAAGAAUAAAUUUUUGAUGAAUAUCAAAGUAUAUAUUUGAAAUAUAUAUUUGCAGAGAGUAAAAGUGUAAGAAUGGAUGUGGUAGAAGCAAACAAGCCAGUGAUUACAAUGAUUUUCUUACAAUUUGUAUAUGCAGCGCUCAAUUUCUUUAGUGAAGUAGUCUUCUUACAAGGAAUGAGUCCAAGGGUGUUUAUUGUUUACAGACAUGGAAUUGGAACUCUCAUCAUGGCUUCUCUAUCAUUUCUUUCAACAAGGAGAACUUCUGGUAAAGUACAUUCUUUGGAUUUAAAGGGAUUUGCUUGGAUUUUUCUUGCCUCGCUUUUCGGGAUAGCUCUGUAUCAAAAUGCAUAUUUUGAAGGACUAAAUAUGGCCUCUGCCACUGCAGCUAGUGCAAUUAUCAAUCUAACCCCUGCCAUCACAUUUCUAUUAUCAGCCAUAUUAAGGUUGGAGAAAAUAAAUAUGAAAAGCUUGAGAAGUAUAGCAAAAAUUAGUGGUACAAUUUUAUGUAUAUGUGGAGCCAUCUGCAUGGCAUUACUCAAAGGCCCUAAACUGCUAAAUUCAGAAUCUGGAGGUGAUAAUUGGGUGUUGGGAUGUCUACUUCUCGUUGGAGGCGCUUGUUUCUGGUCGUUUUGGCUUAUUAUUCAGGUCCCAAUCUCAGUAAGCUGCCCGGAUCACUUGUAUUCGUCUACAUGGACGUGUUUUUUGGGCACGAUAGAAUGUGCAGUAGUUACUCUUUUUGUAGAGAAAGAUUCUGCAGUUUGGAAAUUGAACUCAUAUCUUGAAAUGGGUUUUUGUUUGUUUGGGGGAACAGUAGUAGCGGUGUCGUACUUUCUUCAAGCAUGGUGCAUUUCUAAAAGAGGUCCACUCUUUUGUGCAAUGUUUGAUCCUGUGUGCACUAUCAUAGUAAUGAUCUCAGCUGCUAUAUUUCUUCAUGAGGAGACAUAUUUGGGCAGCUUGAUUGGUGCUUUUGUUGUGAUAAUUGGUCUAUAUGUUGUGCUAUGGGCUAAAGCCGAAGACGCUGAGGAAAUGCCGAAACCGUAUGAUGAGUCGAGAAUAGUACAAGUAAUUGUCGAUCAUUCUCUACGAAACAAGAAUCAAAAAGCCGGAUUGCAAGAACCGCUCCUUUCAUAGAAAUCGUCUGAUGUUCAUCAGUAUCAAUAUAAAGUGCUGAUAUAAAUAUAAAUUGUUAAGUUUGAGGAUAAAUAUAAAUCUAAAUUGCUGAUAUGCAUGGAUUGCGGAAAAUGAGGCGAUAGUCUCUGAAUCGUUUGCUCGUCGGAUUUAUAAUAAUCUGAUGACCUGGAAUGAAAUGGAGCCGUCACACAACUGUGCUAUGACUUCCUUCUAUACCGACAUAGAAUGUGUUACUCGCUUACGGAUGCAUAGGAUAUCAGGAAUUAGAUCAAAAGAUACUAGGUCCUGUAACAUAUUUAACUCAAGGUAUUUGCCAUUAUUAUUAAAUGUAUCAAUUUAUCAUAAUACCUCAAAUAUUAAUUAUCAUGUUAUGCAAACACAAAUAUUAAUUAAUCAUAUUUUUUUCCAUUAA
Molecule: messenger RNA, 1658 nt
Organism: Mercurialis annua (annual mercury)
Lineage: Eukaryota; Viridiplantae; Streptophyta; Magnoliopsida; Malpighiales; Euphorbiaceae
Product: WAT1-related protein At4g30420-like
Exons: 7
Coding region: 188-1246 (352 amino acids)
Cellular component (GO): plasma membrane
Molecular function (GO): transmembrane transporter activity
Source: RefSeq, a predicted model, not a curated record